Molecule: messenger RNA, 4474 nt
Organism: Pseudogymnoascus verrucosus
Lineage: Eukaryota; Fungi; Ascomycota; Leotiomycetes; Thelebolales; Thelebolaceae
Gene: PAN3
Product: PAB-dependent poly(A)-specific ribonuclease subunit 3
Exons: 9
Coding region: 2279-4201 (640 amino acids)
Biological process (GO): nuclear-transcribed mRNA poly(A) tail shortening; mRNA processing
Cellular component (GO): PAN complex; P-body
Molecular function (GO): poly(A) binding; metal ion binding
Source: RefSeq, a predicted model, not a curated record
AAUUGCACAGCCCCCGCAUCCACGUAACAACCAUGAUAUAUGUUCUUGGUGUUGCUAUUACUACAUACAAUUUCUCCAUUGGGAGUACAAGAAUUCUGGCCCGGUGCCCACCCCAUGGGAACCUAUGUGGCAUCCUGAGAUGCUUGGAAGCCUCAACAUAGGCAGCAUAGCCACAUCUUACAUGCAUGAAUCAUAUUUAUGAUCAUUCAUCGUCCUCGGCGUCGUCGUCAUCAACAAUAGGCUCGACAAUCAGAUUACCACUUUUGCCAAUCCUGUCCAAAACAGAUCCACCUUGCUCAAGGUCGUACACUUCCCUCGGCAUAGGCGAGACAAGCCUGAAUUUAUAUUCGUGCUCGAAAUCAACGGGUUCCGCGACCUUUUCCCCGCUGCCUGGCUCCUGAGUUCCAUAACAUUCAACAAAGGCAUAGAGCUCUUCCAGAGGGGUAUCUGGGCUAAAUCGUCUUGUCACUCUCUCUGCUGACUCUGGCAUUCUAAAUGCAACCCGGACAGCAUUUGUUGCAUCCUUGGGAGGCUCCGAUGAGAUGCGCUGCACUCUCCAUAGUUUCCAUUGUUGAAGGCCGUUGGCGUAUUUUUCUGCUGCCUCGACUGCUUCCCUAGCUCGCUGUUCCUCAGCUGCCUGGGCGGCUUCGUCCUCACGCCUUUGCCUGGCCCGUUCACGGUCCUGUGCAAGAGAUCUUUCAUACGCUGAGUCUUGCUCUUGCCGCAAAGUCCUUUCAAACUGCUGUGCUGACCUUGCCUGCCUGGCCUCAUUCAGCUGCGUGGUGUAGGUGGUGAUCGUAUUCUGUAAUUUGGCGCCGUACGUACUUGCCGACAUGGGCCCAGUAAGUCUGGCAACAACCGACAUUGAUGUAGGACCGCUCUCGGCGGUAUGCGUAAUCAAGGCCGUGAAAGGGAACUUCGUGCAGCGCAGUGCAGUUGACACCUGGUAGGCUUCAGAAUCUUGCACGUUGCCAGCCCAAAGGAUGAUAUUGUUGGAAGGGUCGUUGACUAUGGCAGUGACUUCGGGCGAAAGAAGGGUAUCCCUGAUAAAUGAAGAGGUGUCAUCGUGCUCCGGAGACAUGAUUAUAAUCAUUAAAAACUUCAGGUCCUUCUUCGCCAGAUCAAGUGCCUGGGCAUAUCCGUUUGUAAAAAAUGGAAGCGAAUUAGAUCCGUAUUCUUCAUCAAAUUCCCGUUUGAACCUCGCUGCUGUAUCUUGUGGACUCAACAUCCUUCGUCCCGUCGUAUUCUUCCGUCUGUUCUGGGCUGUCCUAUUUCGAGGUUGAAAGAGUCGCGGGAGAAACGGGAAGAGGUAGGCAAAAAAGCUAAAGGAGGAUGACAGUAUCUUAUAAAUGACAUUGAAUGGCAUGAACAGAAGGCCUAGUAGUAACGGGGGACGGCGGACGAUCUGGUCUUCUGGCUGGGGCACGAUUCUAGGAGCUGCAUCUGGGCGCGUCGAAGCUGAAGGGCCCCGUAGAAGGCUUUCUUGUAGGUUCUCAUGGCGGCUAGAUCGAAUCGGAGGCGCAUUUUGAGCUGCUGCGAUGGCGUCGGCAAGAGGGUCGACUUGUCCGGAAUCGCCGUCAAAGAAUCUCGAAACUGCUAGCUUUGCCACAGUUAGUUACCUGGCAUAAGUCGGGUUUGAUCUUGGGGUCCAUACCUGCACGUUCCAUUGCGCCCGCUGAAGUACUGGGAUUGCUGCUUGCACGUCUUGGUCCGUGACGGAAGUAUAUUGUUGGAGCGCUUCUUGUUGCGACUGCGACAGCUGUCCAAUGUCCACCUCACCCGGAGUUGCCAUCACACUGGAAUCUCACGAACUUCAAUCGCACAAAGAGAUCGGUGAUGUGGAGUCCAUGAAGGAGUAACCGAUGUUUCAGUUACUGUAUUCGCACAAACUCAAUUAUCGUAUGGAAGUAUGAUAUUCCAAUAACCUGAUGUUAGCCUCGUGUCAUACCCGCCAUAAAUGGCUUGAGCGGACCCCGGCUUUGGGAGCCUCACAAGGUGUGGCUAGCGCACGGAUGCUGUAAGGCUGACAACUGGCGACCGCCCUCACAAACUCGAGUGAUCGCGUCUCGAGAUAUGGGGCAAUAUACUUCUACGGAACGCCCAAUCAACCGCAAACCGUGUUGUAUCAAUUGAUAAAUAUCAUCUAAGGAUCUGUGCCCUUAUAUAACCCCAAGGGGGAUAAGCUACCGCUUUCGACCACUACGACAUGUCCCAUAGAGCCAAGAUCCGCUGCGACUCAACGGGGCAAGGCCGAUAGGUGCAACGCGCUUAAUAUACUAUGGCUACAACUCGCUUUGUCCCAGGGCAGAAAGCUGUCGGGUCUCCGAGACCCAAAGGCCGUGAGAAUGCGAAGGAUACGCUAUGUCGAAACGUCUUAAUAUAUGGACACUGUCGUUACGAAGAUCAGGGAUGUGCUUUCAACCAUGAGCCAAAUAAAGCGCAUACAACCCAAACUGAAAUGUCCAAGAAAAGCCUCAACGUUGAUUCUCCCUCAUUCACCCCCAUCGGCUUAGCGAACACUUCUGCCGGGUUGUCUGCGAUGAGUUCGCGGGCAGCAAGUGCCGCUCCUUUUACACCUAGAUCUGCUGCAAGCGGAACCGCAACACCUACUCAGCAAGAGGAUGCUGUGAGCUUUAACCCUGCACAAAUCCGCGAGUUUACGCCACAAAAUUAUGAUCUCAACACAAGUACACUGAAUGGCGGAGGCCUCGACGCCCAAGUGCCCUUUGAUCCCUUCACUAUCCCUAACUCUACACAAGCCGUUCCUGCGGCACAAUACAAUCCAUAUUUGGAAGAUACCAGCGCCGGUGCCAGUGCUGCAUACUAUCCAGGGCAGGCUUCUUACGCGGCAACUGCUCAGCCAUUACAAUAUCACCUCUACGCCCCAAUGGGACCUCACCGUGAAGAUUUGCUUGCAUAUCAAAGGCUCCCCCAUGACUUCUUUAUGCCAGAAAAGCUCCGUGAAGAGUUGCAGAGAAAGUCCGAAGCAUCUCUUCAAACCAUGCCCAACUCGCAACUUCCAACUCUUGAUAACUACCAUUCUCUCGUUGCGCUGGAUACUAGCCAUCACAAAAGCGCCACGGUCUUUGGAUAUCCGAGCUGGGUUUAUAAGGCUACUUCAAGCAAGAAUGGAAACCUCUAUUGCCUAAGAAGACUUGAAGGCUACCGUUUAACGAAUGAGAAGGCCAUUAGAUCAGUCAAAGAGUGGCGUCGGGUCGAUUGUGGAGGCGUAGUAACCGUGUUAGACGCGUUUACCACCCGUGCUUUCGGUGACAGCUCACUAAUCUUUGUCACUGACUACCACCCAUUAGCAAAGACGCUGGUCGAGACGCACUUUUCCACCGCCAACCGAUUUGGCAACCGCGUAGCUACAACCGUGCCGGAGCAGGUCCUUUGGGGCUACAUUGUUCAGAUUUCAGCUGCUCUGAAGAGUGUGCAUGCUUCUAACCUUGCAGUUCGCUGUUUGGAACCUAGCAAGGUCCUCGUUACGGACAAGAACCGUGUCCGCCUCAGUGCAUGUGCUGUCCUCGACGUGGUACAUCACGAUAUCCAGCGAUCCUUACAAGAGCUUCAGCAGGAUGACUUGCAGCUAUUUGGCAAGCUUAUCCUAGCUCUUGGGACCAAUAGCCUUCUCACCCAGCAGAAUAUGAAAGUUGCCGUCGAGCAGCUUGGGCGAAUCUACUCUACAGAAGUUCGUGACACAGUUCUAUGGCUUCUCACCCCGGCGGUAGCUCCAGCUACAAAGUCCAUUGAUGAAUUCCUCUGCGGCAUCUCUAGCCAUGUCGUCUCGUCCCUGGACAGCGCGUUCCACCAAGCGGAUAGCCUCACCUCCGAGCUCAGCAGAGAGCUUGAAAACGGCCGCCUCGCACGUCUGCUCAUGAAGCUCGGUACCAUCAACGAGCGCCAGGAAUACGAGGGAGAGCGCAGCUGGUCUGAGCAUGGAGAACGGUACAUGCUCAAGCUGUUUAGGGACUACGUCUUCCACCAAGUUGAUGCCCUCGGCAACCCGGUCUUGGAUAUCGGGCAUAUGAUCCGCUGUCUCAACAAGCUGGAUGCAGGCGUGGAUGAGAAGAUCCUGCUGACGAGCCGCGAUGACCAGACAUCCUUCGUUGUCUCGUACAAGGAAUUGAAGAAGCAGGUUGCUGCAGCAUUUGGUGACCUGAUGAAGCCUGCUGUGGCCAAACCCAACAGGCAGUUUUAAGGGGGGUUGUGCGUGAACAAGUAUUUAUGGAUUGAAUAUUAUGUAGCUGCGUUUGAGGGUAUGACUAUACGGAGAUAGUAGGAUAUUGGUGCGAAGUAUAGUUGCUUCCGUUUGAAAUCCAGCAACGGCAGAAAAAUAAGGAGCACAGGCAUUACUUGUGUACUUGUCGAAUGUUCCAGAGCGAAUUGGGGAGUAUGAUGGGGGGCAGUUGAUACUUGGUUGUUGUGCUUGAAUCUCUGUCUCCGUCUCAGUCUCCCAUAGCAAAAAAUGAAG